Molecule: messenger RNA, 957 nt
Organism: Salvia miltiorrhiza (redroot sage)
Lineage: Eukaryota; Viridiplantae; Streptophyta; Magnoliopsida; Lamiales; Lamiaceae
Exons: 1
Coding region: 1-957 (318 amino acids)
Biological process (GO): protein folding
Cellular component (GO): plasmodesma
Molecular function (GO): protein-folding chaperone binding
Source: RefSeq, a predicted model, not a curated record
AUGGAUAGUCCGUUCUUCCCAACCAACCGCUGGUACCAGCAACCCGACCCGACUUACCGUCCAUUUCCCCCUUCCGUUCGCGGCGUACCCGUUUACCACGAGGAUCACCGGCCGGCGGAGAGGGCCUCAGGCCCGAGAGUUGUUCGGAUUCCCGUUCAAUUUGUAGGAUCCGAGCGAUUAGACCGGACGGGGUCGGCCGUGAAGAUUCAGAAGGUUUUCAGGGGCUUUUUGGUCAGGAAGAGUCUGAGGAAGAUCAAGGAUAUCAAAAUCGAGGUGGAUGAAAUCGAGGCGAGGCUGAAGAGAGGCGAAGUUGUCGAACUGGUGAAGAGGGAUGCCAAGGAGCGGUUGAGGAUGAACGAGAGUCUGAUGGCCCUGUUGCUCAAGCUUGAUUCGAUCUGCGGCGUGGAUUUCGGGGUCAGGGGGUGCCGGAAGGCUGUGAUUCGUAAGGCGAUCGCUUUACAAGAGAGGAUCGACGCCAUCGUCGCCGCUGAUUUGGAUGCGGAGGAGAAGGGCGAAAUUGUUGAUCUGGAGAAUGAAGCUAGGGUUACCGAGGAGAAUUGUGUACCUACUGUGGAUUUGGAGGAUUCGAGGGGUAUGGAAGUGGAGGGGGGCGAAGAUGAAGUUGGGAUUGUGGACGUUGGGGUUGAUUGUGAGGUGAAGGUAAGUGAAGCAAAUGGUGGUGCUGAAAAUCAUGAUUUUGAAAAGUGGAGUGAUGGGAGGGAGAAGGAGAAGGAUGAGGGAAAUGGUAAGACGGAGCGAGAGUUGUUGGAGCAGAUGAUGAAAGAGAACGAGAAGAUGAUGAGGAUGAUGAGUGGGUUGUUUGAGAGGAGUGAGACGCAGACGAGGAUGCUGAACGCGUUGACUCACCGCGUUGAGAUGCUGGAGAAAGCGUUCGUGUGUGAUAGGUUGAGGAAGAAGAAGAAGAAGGCCACGCCAUUGCCAUGUAGAGAGAAUUAG